Lasiodiplodia theobromae is the source of this 333-nucleotide messenger RNA. Its product is annotated as Glutaredoxin domain-containing protein. The record is from RefSeq and is a predicted model, not a curated record. NCBI's taxonomy places the organism in Eukaryota, Fungi, Ascomycota, Dothideomycetes, Botryosphaeriales, Botryosphaeriaceae. Bases 1 to 333 code for a protein of 110 amino acids. The transcript is spliced from 2 exons.
AUGUUCGCUCCAACGGCGCGGCUGCUGCAGCGCGUCUGCCGACUCACGCUCUUUACGCGCCAGGGUUGUGCGCUUUGCGACAAUGCGAAGGGCGUCUUGUCGAAUGUCUGGGAUAAGCGCCCCUUCGAGUACACCGAGAUCGACGUCAUGGCUCCCGGCCAACAGAAGUGGAAGGACGUCUACGAGUUUGAUACGCCUGUGAUUCACGUGGAAAAGCAGCCGGCGAAAGACGGCCAGGAGACGACACUAGCAGCCCGGAAAUUGAUGCAUCGCUUCAAGGAGGAGCAGGUCGAGGCACUUAUGGACGAGGCGGAAAAAGACCCGACCCAGUAG